UAGUUUGGUCUGCCCUACGUCAUGUUGCACUCUAGCUACACGGCCCCUAAUUCUAUGGUAAUCGCACACAGCGGUGGGGGCGCUUUUUCGAGUCGAGGUCUUGCGGGGAAUGCAUCCCAUCUGUUGCAUGAGGCACAGAACCAGCCCACGCAGGACAGCGGUGAAGGUUUCUACAGGCUGGGGACGUCAUCGCAUUACAAUGCGCACGCAUUAUUAGACUUUCAUAUUUAUUUUGUAUAUAAAUUGCUGAAGCCACCGUUCUAUUUGCAAAUCGAGUCUGACGUAACCAUGCUUGUCCCAGUCUUCACACUGAAGUUAAACCACAAAAUCAACCCCCACAUGGUGACUGUGGGGAAGUAUGAUGGGAUGCACCCCUGCCUGACAGCAGCCACCCAGGCAGGGAAAGUCUUCAUUCACAAUCCACACACACGUGGCCAGCGGCUUUCAUCUAGUCGCAUUACUCAAAGCACCCAGGACUCGGACAUAUCCCUCCUCAAUAUAAACCAGGCUGUGAGCUGCCUGGCCUCGGGAGUGUUCAACCCGUCACACGCACAUCACUCUCUCCUGGUGGGAACACAGACCGACCUGCUAGCCUACGAUGUGCACAAUAACUCUGACGUCUUUUACAGAGAGGUUGCAGAUGGAGCCAACGCGAUAGUGCUUGGGCAGCUAGGUGGAAUCUCCCCUCCUCUUGCAAUAAUUGGUGGGAACUGUGCCCUCCAGGGCUUCGAUCAUGAGGGAAAUGACCUUUUCUGGACGGUUACUGGAGAUAAUGUCCGCUCAUUAUGUCUUUGUGACUUUACCGGCGAUGGAAACAAUGAGCUGCUCGUUGGUUCAGAAGAUUAUGAUAUUCGAGUUUUUAAGGAAGAUGAAAUGAUGGCAGAAAUGACAGAAACUGAGACUGUGACAUCUCUUUGCCAUAUGCAUGGCAGCCGGUUUGGGUAUGCUUUAGCCAAUGGCACAGUUGGCGUGUAUGAUCGGACUGCACGUUAUUGGAGGAUAAAGUCCAAAAAUCAAGCGAUGAGUAUCCAUGCAUUCGAUUUGAACUCUGAUGGUGUGUGUGAGCUGAUCACAGGCUGGUCUAAUGGAAAGAUCGAUGCACGCAGUGACCGCACUGGAGAGGUUAUCUUUAAAGAUAACUUCACUUCCUCAGUUGCUGGGGUUGUUGAAGGAGAUUACAGGAUGGAUGGACAGAUCCAACUUAUCUGCACUUCUGUUGAGGGGGAAGUGCGGGGAUAUUUACCAGCCAGCAAAGAGAUGAAGGGAAAUCUUAUGGAUGCGAGUGUUGAACAAGAUCUGAUUCGAGAGCUCAGUAACCGAAAACAAAACUUACUGCUUGAACUACGAAACUAUCAGGAAAACUCAAAGGCUGGAACAGGGUCAAAGAAAAAGGAGAAAGAAGGACAAAUGGGAGUUAUUCCUGCAAACACCCAGCUACAGACAGCUCUAUCUGUCAACGUCGGCUCUGAAAACCAAAAACCUAGCGUAGACCUAACCAUUUCCACAUCAAAUGACACAAUUAUCCGUGCUGUUCUCAUAUUUGCUGAGGGGAUAUUUGAAGGGGAAAGUCACGUCGUACACCCCAGUGCGCAGAAACUUUCAGGCUGCAUUCGAGUCCCCAUCAUUCCUCCUAAAGACGUUCCUGUCGAUUUACACAUCAAAGCCUUCGUGGGCGGAAAAAGCAGUACUCAGUUUCAUGUGUUUGAGCUAACCAGGCAGCUGCCCCGCUUCUCCAUGUAUGCCUUGUGUACACAAGGGUCUGCUCCCAAACCCAGGGGCAAAGCCACCUUCUCCAUCAACGACCGCCUGCAGAGGGUUGUAAUGUGGUUAAACCAAAGUUUCUUGCUUCCAGAGGAUAUUGAGGUUCCUGACGUCUGUUUCACUUCUCUCCGGGGAGCAGGACAGCUGUGCAUUAAAAUAGAACAAAGUGGGGAGAUUACAGUGAGCACGGAUGACAUGGAUCUUGCUGGAGAUGUUAUUCAGUCUCUGUCAUCGUUUCUGGCUAUUGAAGACCUCAGUGUAGAUGCAGAUUUCCCAGACUAUUUUGAAGAGGUUCGGAACACUCUAGUUCAGGUGGAUGAGUACCAUUCAGUGCAUCAGAGACUGACAGCAGAGAUGGCUGACCACUCCAACCUCAUACGAAACAUGUUGGUUCAAGCAGAAGAUGCACGUCUCAUGGGGGACAUGAAAACAAUGAAGAAGCGAUAUAUUGAGUUGUUCGACCUGAAUAGAGAUUUGAUAAACGGUUACAAAAUUCGAUCCAACAACCACGCUGAGCUCCUGAACUGCUUGAGAGCAGUGAAUCAGGCGAUACAGAGGGCUGGACGAUUACGAGUUGGAAAACCAAAGAAUCAAGUGAUUACUGCAUGUAGGGAUGCCAUCAAGAACAACAAUGUGAAUGCACUCUUCAAGAUAAUGCGCGCUGGCAUUCAGUCCUGCUAACUGCGAUCACUCCAAUGGCUGCGGUAUGGAGAAGAAACUCAGGUGGACAGAAGAGCUGUAUUGGUUAAGCAUUAGUGUAGUAAUAAAUGUGUUGGGCUGAAUUGCAAUUACUGGCGUACUAAGGCUUAAUGAAUACUACGCACAAAUCUGUCCAAAAUGUAUGUAAAUGUUUGCUGUAGCCAAAGAGAGCAUAUGUUUUCCAUUUAGCGAGAAUGGCUGGAAUUUAAAGAGAUCGACGGUGAAUUAGUGUGUUGCACUCUUUUUAGCUUAGAAAAAAGCAAUUUGGUUUUGGAUCGGGUUUUCUACAUUAAACAUUAUCCAUGAAAAGGUAAACCUGUUUUUUUGUUUUUUUUUCCUUUGUAAAUACUUUGUUAUACCUUUUUUGUUAUGUGUAUCAAAAACAAGCCUGUUGUCAUCCAGGUGUAUCCUUGACUGUAUGUAUUACAAUAACCUUGUCUCUGUUGUUUGAUUUUCCUAUGUUCUGUUUGUAAUAGUAAAUUAUUUUCUAUCACUGUUUAAAAGUUUUGUUUUUGAAAAUCUGUGUAUUCUGUUAUAUAAUAUCCAGUAUUGUAUUUGUGUGUAAUUUAUAGUAUAAUGCAGUUUAAUAUACAUACUUUAUAAUGAUACAAUAGUAAACCAAGUGGAUACGAUUUAUUUUUCUCCUGUAGAGUAGCAGACUUCUUUUUAAACUGCUUUAGGAUUUGACUCACAGAACUUACUCCAUCUCAAACGCUGACGAGUAAACGGUUACAUUUCGUGCAUUAACACUUAUAAGUGCCCUGAAAUAAAUCUGAUGGGUGUAUUUAAGCCACAACACACACGUACACACGCAUUUCCACAAGGGGGAGCCCCUCCCCAAUACCUGCAUCACAACCAGACAUCACAACAGAUGGCUCCUUUCAUUCACGCAAUACCGGUUGUAGCUGAAGGUUUUAUGGGCACACACCGUUACCAAAUCGUGUAUCCGAGAGAUGAGGCUGCAGUUUAAGGUAACUUAAAAGAAAACACGUUUUAAAAACAAAAAUCGCGUGAAUUCGAGUUAACUUUGCAACGCUAUUUGGCAUGUCUAGCGAGUAAAUCUAGUUUGCACUAGUUUAUAUUGUAGGGUUUUAUAAAAGUAAAAACGGAACUGGGUUUUAGUUGGUGUGACUGCAACGGGAUCAUUAGGACCAGAUGUGCAUGUUAGGCACUUCUCCGGGUAACCCAGCGCUACAGAUGGAUGGACACGCAGCCUUUCAUAUGUGGGGAGUAUGUUAGUUUCUUUAAGACGCAGACUCAUCGAGGGUGUUGUUUCAAUGCUACAGAACAUUUUAAAUUUGAGCAAGCGCUCUUCUGUGUUUGCACGGCAUUAGGGACGCCAAAUUUAGGAUCUGGCUGCUGCUUGCCGUUCUGUUUAUUCAGACGAACCACAACACAUGUUCACGGUCUUCUUCAAAAUAAUAUGUUUUCUUUUAUUCAUCUAAACAUAUUUUUAACUACAAGAGCAUAACAAAACACACAAUUAUCUGCCACUGAAUUUUUUAAAAUAUACAGCACAUGCGAUGUGGUUUAAACGCUUCCCUGUAUCUCCAUGCUUACGUGUGUGUUACAUUUGGUUUUAUUGUCCUAAUUGCCGCACCUGAUAUAUGUUGACCUCAUUAGAAGUGGUACUGCUUCAGUAAAUUAUUAUGUGGGCUGAGAACACAAUAAUACAGGAGUAUUUUAAACUGACGGGCAGUGUGCUUUUAUUAAGAGGUGGAUCAUGUCUGUUCCAAUGGAUCAUUUCUGUGCAUAUGUUGUGAAAAUAAAUUAUUAUUAUUAUUUAUUUCUUAGCAGAGACCCUUACCCAGGGCGACUUACAGUCGUCAACAAUUACAAUUCAAGAAUCACAGUGCUAGUAAUAAUACAAUUGAGCAAGAUAAAUACAAUGAUGAAUACAAUGACUUUGGUUCAAGCAAGUACAAGUGUGACAAAAUACAAUUCAAUAAUACAGCAGAUAACAGUGUCAGUGAUAGUUACAUCAAGAUAUAAUUAAAUACAAAAUAAUACUACACUGCUGCUGUACCCUUGAGCAAGGUACUUUACCUAGAUUGCUCCAGUAAAAACCCAACUGUAUAAAUGGGUAAUUGUAUGUAAAAAUAAUGGGAUAUCUCAUAAGUCGCCCUGGAUAAGGGCAUCUGCUAAGAAAUAAAUAAUAACAAUAAUGUAUGGGGCAUACAGUUCUGCUUCACGUAUGUUCCCUUGUUACGAUGCUACCGUGCUUAACAGCAAACGCCCACCAAUGUUAUUCUUUUCUGUAAAUGUAAAUCAAGUUUACAGUAAUGUUCACCUCGAUACAAUAGUAAAUUGAUCCACAAUCUGAUGUAUUUAUG
This is a messenger RNA of Acipenser ruthenus (sterlet), 4793 nucleotides long. RefSeq names its product Bardet-Biedl syndrome 2 protein homolog. Gene Ontology annotation, biological process: non-motile cilium assembly. NCBI's taxonomy places the organism in Eukaryota, Metazoa, Chordata, Actinopteri, Acipenseriformes, Acipenseridae. Gene Ontology annotation, molecular function: protein binding. The record is from RefSeq and is a predicted model, not a curated record. Bases 22 to 2442 code for a protein of 806 amino acids. The transcript is spliced from 19 exons. Gene Ontology annotation, cellular component: BBSome; neuron projection; ciliary basal body.